Fraxinus pennsylvanica is the source of this 1650-nucleotide messenger RNA. The record is from the annotation of a GenBank genome assembly. Lineage: Eukaryota; Viridiplantae; Streptophyta; Magnoliopsida; Lamiales; Oleaceae.
AUGAAGGUGAGCGUGGAUUCGGGUUCUGGGUGUUUCGGGGACGAAAAAUAUUUUCCUCCGGGUUUCCGAUUUCAUCCCACCGAUGAAGAGCUCGUGCUUUACUAUCUCAAGAAGAAGAUCUGUAAAAAGAAGCACCGUCUUGAUGUCAUCGGAGAAAUCGAUGUUUAUAAGUGGGAUCCAGAAGAGUUGCCUGGGUUAUCUAAAUUGAAAACUGGCGACAAGCAGUGGUUCUUCUUUAGCCAUAGAGAUAGGAAGCCAAAUGGAGGACGGUCAAAUAGGGGAACAAGGCAUGGAUACUGGAAGAUGACUGGGAAGGAUCGUUUCAUCACAUGCAGUUCUCGACCUGUUGGGGUGAAGAAGACCCUGGUCUUCUAUAAAGGUCGUGCACUGAGAGGAGAACGUACAGACUGGGUGAUGCAUGAAUAUACCAUGGAUGAGGAGGAGCUGAAGAGAUGCCAGGAUGCACAAGAUUACUAUGCUCUAUACAAGGUGUUUAAGAAGAGUGGGCCUGGUCCAAAAAAUGGUGAACAAUAUGGCGCUCCUUUUAGGGAAGAGGAAUGGGAUGAUGAUAAGCUAGAUGUCAAUGGCCUUAUUGACGAUGAGAACUCUGCAAAGAAAGAUUAUGAAACUGUGUCUUUUGAUAAUACCAUACGUGAUCUCGAGGAGUUCCUCAACCGAGAUGAUGACGACCCUGAAACUGUUCCCCCUCUUGCUCUUGAUAAUGGCUUUGUACUGGAACAGUUUGUGGGUGAUGACGAAACCCCGAGCACUUUGGUUGAUCAUGGUUUAAAGGACGUGACUUUACCUGAACUAAGCACAGUCCUCCAACCAUGCAGCCGACAAUCUAAUGUGCAAGCCAAUUUUGACCUGACACAGUUGGGCACAAUGCAGUUACAAGACUACGAGGCACUCAAGUCCACUUUAGCUCCAAAUGGCUUAGAGCUUCAUGUGUUUGAAGAGGAUUUCCUUGAAUUGGAUGAUCUAAUUGGUCAGGAACCAAACUCUCAAACUCUUGAUAAAGCAGCAGACAUCACGGAGGAACUUCAGUUUGAUGAAUUUGACGGGUUCAGUGAGCUUGACCUGUACCAAGAUGCAGCCACGUUCCUUCGAGAGACUGAAAAGGGGCAGAUUUCUCGACCAUAUAUGAAUAAUUUAGAUAAUGGAUUCAUAAACCCGAUUUCAAAUUCCUGUCUAAACAACAAUCUUGCGAAUAAAACUGUGAAUUGCCAGCUGGACGAGCCCCUUUUAAAUGAAACCAAUUGUCAGCUGUGGAUGUGUGAGCAAGGAUGCAGCAGUUUUCCUGUUAUAGAAGAAAAUCAGAGGGUUAUUCUUUCACCUACUUCAGGUGUGGUACAUUUUGGUAAUUCUGUCAAUCGUUCUACCAAAGUAAAUCAAAAUCAAAAUCAAAAUCGAAGCGAUGGACAGGAUGAUGGUACAGACUCGUGGUUCUCUUCUGCUAUCUGGGAUUUUGUGGAGUCUAUACCAACAACACCUGCUUCAGCUGCGGAAAGUGCUUUGGUAAAUAGGGCUUUUGAGCGAAUGUCUAGCUUCCGUAGGAUGAGAAUAAAUUCUAGAAACACGAUCGUUGCUGCAGCGGAAGUAUCAAAUAAAUGCAGCGGCUUCAUGUUAGUUAAUUUUGUUUCGUUUUAG